AUUUGGGCCAUCAGUUGAGUUUCGUUCAGGUUGCCGGCAGCAUCAGUAGCACCACUAGCACCACUAGCACCACUAGCAUCACCAGCACCACCAGUAUCACCAUGAAGCUGUACGUUUGCGUUUCGCUGGCCCUUUUGGCCCUUUCGGCACCAGUUCCCUCCGAUGCCCUUUUGGGCGCCAAGUUGGCCCUGCUGAAGGCCAUUGGCGGCGGUCUGGGUGGCGGCAGCUCCGGCGGCGGUGGCUACUCCACUGGCAGCGGUGGCUAUGGAGGCGGCUAUGGCAGCGGUGGAUACUCCGGCGGCUACAAUCAGGGAUACUACAGCCAGCCCAGCCGCCCGGUCUACAGUUCCGGAUACGGUGGCUCCUCCUCCUCGUCCUCUUCAGCCAGCAGCAGCAGCAGCAGCUAUGGAGGCAACUAUGGCGGUGGUUAUGGCGGCGGUUACGGUGGCGGCGAGCAGGUCAUCAAGGUCAUCAAGGUGGUGGAGCAGCCCUCUUACUCCUACGGACGUUCGGCCGGCUAUGGUGGCAACUAUGGAGGAUACUCGUCCAGUGCCUCUUCCAGUGCCAGCGCCAGCUCCUACUCCGCUCCCGCUCCAGCUGUGAGCUACUCCGCUCCAGCUCCUGCCCCAGCUGUGACCUACUCUGCUCCAGCUCCCGCUGUUACCUACUCCGCUCCAGCUCCCGCUGUUACCUACUCCGCUCCAGCUCCUGCUGUGACCUACUCCGCUCCAGCUCCUGCGCCGGCGGUCACUUACUCUGCUCCAGCUCCCGUGGUGCGCGUUCAGGCUGCCCCAGCUGUGACCUACUCCGCCCCUGCUCCUGCUCCCGUGACCUACUCCGCUCCUGCUCCCGCUCCAGUGGUGCGUGUACAGGCUGCUCCCGCUGUUACCUACUCCGCUCCAGCUCCCGCUCCCGCUGUGACUUACUCCGCUCCUGCUCCAGCUCCAGCUCCAGUGGUGCGUUACUCAGCUCCAGCUCCAGCUCCAGCUGCCAUCAGCUACGCCCCCGCUCCCGUAUCCUACGCCCCGCAGCCACAGAGCCAACAGGUCGUGAAGACCAUCAAGCUGAUCGUCGAUGAGGAUCGUGCACCUGCCCAGGUGUACGGACCACCUGCCGUGGACUCCAGCUACUCCAGUGCCUCCUCCUCCGCUUCCGCUUCUGCUGGUGGCUACAACAGUGGCUACAACGGUGGCUACGACGGUGGCUUCAACGGUGGCUACAAUGGCGGUUCCAAUGGUGGAUUCUCUGGUGGCUUCAAUGGCGGCUGGAAGCGUGGCGGCAUCUUUGAGAAGCUGGUGGGCUGCUAGGCCAUGUAGCCAUUGAGUUAAGCUCAAGGACACUCAAGGACCCAAAAAUCUAUCCUAACCUAACCGUACUCAACUAUUUUUUUUCUAGUUCUAAAACGAAUAACUGUAUUUUUUUGUUCGAUCGAUGUGUACAUACAAAUAAAUCAAUAUACUCGAUACCUUCAUAUUCUUAUAUAA
Drosophila yakuba is the source of this 1484-nucleotide messenger RNA. Its product is annotated as glycine, alanine and asparagine-rich protein. The record is from RefSeq and is a predicted model, not a curated record. NCBI's taxonomy places the organism in Eukaryota, Metazoa, Arthropoda, Insecta, Diptera, Drosophilidae. Gene Ontology annotation, biological process: positive regulation of transcription by RNA polymerase II. The transcript has a single exon. Gene Ontology annotation, cellular component: RNA polymerase II transcription regulator complex. The coding region runs from base 102 to 1307 and encodes 401 amino acids. Gene Ontology annotation, molecular function: transcription coactivator activity.